Arabidopsis lyrata subsp. lyrata is the source of this 2668-nucleotide messenger RNA. RefSeq names its product cyclin-B2-4. Gene Ontology annotation, molecular function: cyclin-dependent protein serine/threonine kinase regulator activity. The record is from RefSeq and is a predicted model, not a curated record. Gene Ontology annotation, biological process: mitotic cell cycle phase transition; regulation of cyclin-dependent protein serine/threonine kinase activity. NCBI's taxonomy places the organism in Eukaryota, Viridiplantae, Streptophyta, Magnoliopsida, Brassicales, Brassicaceae. The transcript has 14 exons. Gene Ontology annotation, cellular component: cyclin-dependent protein kinase holoenzyme complex; nucleus; centrosome. Bases 276 to 1574 code for a protein of 432 amino acids.
AAAAAAAAGAACACAUUUUUUUUGUGUGUUGCAGACAUAUAUCCGCUCUUCACGUCUUCAAAAUCUUUGAUUGAUCUCUCUACAGUCUCUUUUACCCUUUUUCCUUCAAUUUUGUUUUCGUUGCGAGAGAAAGAAGAUAAAGAGAGAGAGAGACUCUUGAAGAUCAUUGAAGAGAGCCAGAGAUCGAUUUCUGUUUGCUAUUAUGGGAUUUUGCUUCUGACAGAGAGAUAGAGAAAGACUAAUACCUUGAAAGCGUCAAGAUACGGAAGAUAAUCAUGGGUGGAUCAGAUGAGAACAGACACGGAGUCAUUGGACCGAUGAAUCGACAACAAGGGAGUUUACGUGGAGGAAAGGUAAUUCCGACGAAUGGACAGACAAGAAGAGCACUGAGUAAUAUAAACAAGAACAUCAUCGGAGCUCCUGUUUAUCCUUGUGCUGUCAACAAAAGACCAUUCACUGAGAACAAUGGGAUAUGUAACAAGAAGAUUCCACCUGUUCCAGUGCAUCGACCAGUUACAAGGAAAUUUGCUGUUCAGUUAGCUGAGAACAAUCCCCAAAUCCACAAGGAGGAAACCAAGAAAUCAGACUUGAUUUCGAACGAAGCAUUAGAUAGAAUCAUAACAGAUGUGGAAGAAGGAGACUUUAAUGAACCAAUGUUUGUUCAACACACUGAAGCCAUGCUUGAAGAGAUUGACCGAAUGGAGGGGAUUGAAAUGGAAGAUUCAAAUGAUAUUGAUGUUGAAGUAGAAGAGUCUGUUAUGGAUAUAGACAGCUGUGACAAGAACAAUCCUUUAGCUGUAGUUGAAUACAUUGAUGAUAUAUAUUGCUUCUUCAAGAAAAAUGAGUGUCGUAGCUGCGUACCGCCUAAUUACAUGGAGAAUCAACAAGACAUUAACGAGAGGAUGAGAGGAAUCCUUAUUGAUUGGUUGAUUGAGGUACAUUACAAGUUUGAGCUGAUGGAGGAGACGCUUUACCUCACAAUCAAUCUCAUCGAUAGAUUUCUUGCCGUUCAUCAUCAUAUAGCGAGGAAAAAGCUUCAGCUUGUGGGUGUAACAGCUAUGUUGCUUGCUUGCAAAUACGAAGAAGUUUCAGUUCCAGUUGUUGAUGAUCUUAUCCUGAUCUCUGACAAGGCUUACACUAGGACAGAGAUUCUUGAUAUGGAGAAGUUAAUGGCGAAUACCUUGCAAUUCAAUUUCUGUCUUCCAACUCCAUAUGUGUUCAUGAGACGGUUUCUCAAAGCUGCACAAUCUGACAAAAAGCUUGAGCUUCUAUCAUUCUUCAUCAUCGAGCUUUGUCUAGUGGAGUACGAGAUGCUUCAGUACACUCCUUCUCAGUUGGCUGCAUCGGCGAUCUACACAGCUCAGAGCACACUUAAAGGAUUCGAGGAUUGGAGCAAAACCAGUGAGUUCCACUCAGGCUACACCGAAAAAACUCUUCUGGAAUGUUCGAGAAAGAUGGUUGGUUUGCAUCACAAGGCAGGGACAGGGAAGUUAACAGGUGUUCACAGGAAAUACAACACAUCCAAAUUUGGUUAUGCUGCAAGAAUUGAACCAGCUGGGUUUCUUCUGCUGUGAACGAACCAACGGUUAAAAUUAGUUCACACGGAAUCUAUAAAUGACUUGACCAAAGUUCAUCACUGAAGAGAGAGCAACAUAAGUUGCAUAUAUGGUAGAAAUUUCUGAACACGUACGUAUCUCUGUGUGGGUUCACUUGUCUGUGUGGAUGGUUUAAUCUUUUCAUUUUCGUUGCUAAGAGAAUAAUAGAAAGCGUUUUCGCUCUUAACUCUGCUUUUUAGGGUUCUUGAUUUGAACAUAUUUUUCCACUCUUCUUUCCAAAUUCCAAGUCUGCAGCAUCUUUUAUCACUCACAAUCACGUUCACAACACUUGUGGCGAAAAUAGAUAAGGCUUUGUUUGGUUUAGUGGUCAUCAAGGUCGAGCAAUUAGUAAUAGUCACAAAAGAACAUGUUAUAUUAAUCUCAUUCCCACAGUUGGUAUGUGAAUUAUUCUACCAUAAAAACUCUCCAGUUUAGGUGGACAGUGAUACUAGUUACCGACGUUAGAGCCUAGAACAAUGAAAACUCUCUUUCUAGAUUGUUAACGAGUUUGCCAUUUGAUCUACCGACAUCGUACAGAGCAAUGGUUUUUUGUGUGGAAAAAUCUUUUAGAAUGACUUUGAUGUAUCUACUAGUGUCCAUUGACGUUGACGUUGACGUUGACUUUAUACUAGUUUAUAAGAUGUACCUCUUUCACAGAAAUUUAAACUAAAGAAAAGAGAGAGAAAAAUGAAUAAAAGAGAAUGUGGUAGUGGUAAUAUUGCUAAAUUGUGUAUUUGCUUAUCAAUAAUGUUGCUGCUUUUAUCUUCAUCCCCUGAGAACUCGUUCGUCUCAGCUCUCCCAACUGAUAAACAUUGUGCAGGGGAGAAAACAGAGGGAGGAAGAAGAAGUGGAGUGAGAAUGAUGAUGGAUGCAAAACGGGUUGCUUAUGUAUACAGAAGCCGCUCGGGCCAUGGUCCAGUCAUGGUGGCCGAAACUAAACCAUGAAAUCGCGGUUGCCACAUUUUACCACUAUCUAUGUCAAAUGUUUUACUUCCUACAACUCGUGUCUUCUCCGUUUGAUCCGACCAUCUUUAUCCGACUAAUAAAUGAAUAAAAACGACCGCUUUUAGAAA